Molecule: messenger RNA, 617 nt
Organism: Saprolegnia diclina VS20
Lineage: Eukaryota; Oomycota; Saprolegniomycetes; Saprolegniales; Saprolegniaceae
Exons: 1
Coding region: 5-586 (193 amino acids)
Biological process (GO): translational elongation
Cellular component (GO): cytosol
Molecular function (GO): translation elongation factor activity; guanyl-nucleotide exchange factor activity
Source: RefSeq, a predicted model, not a curated record
CACCAUGGUUGCCGCCAAGUUCACCGUCGUCAAGACCGCCAAGUACUCCGUCCUUCACCCGACCUCGGGCUGCAAGCCCAUGAAGGCCGUCGCCGUCGCCGCCAAGGCUGCCCCCAAGGCCGCUGCCCCCAAGGCCGCCACGCCCAAGGCUGCCCCCAAGGUGUCGACGCCCAAGGCCAAGAAGCCCGCCGAUGACGAUGAUGAUGAUGACAUGUUCGGCGACGACGACGAGGAGGAGGAUGAGGCCGCCAAGGCCGCCGCCAAGAAGCGCGCCGACGCCGCCAAGGCCUCGAAGAAGGAGAAGGCCAAGCCGAUUGAGCGCUCGCAGGUCGUGAUUGAAGUCAAGCCCUGGGAAGCCGAGACGGACCUUGAGGCGCUCGCUCUCAAGAUCAAGGCCCUUGAAGUCAACGGCCUCUCGUGGGGUGAGGGCCACAAGCUCGUCCCGGUUGCCUUCGGCAUCAAGAAGCUCCUCGUCCAGUGCAUCAUCAUUGAUGACCUUGUCUUGUUGGACGACAUCACGGAAGCCAUCGAGCAGUUCGAGGACGAUGUCCAGUCGGUCGAUGUCGCCUCGAUGAACAAGAUGUAAAUACGUAAUUCAUUAUACCACUAUGAGUACA